AUGAACUUGUGUUUCAUUUUCUGUUUGAUUUCAACGUCCCUCGUUUUCACUUUCGUCUCUGCCGGAAGUAACGUCACCUACGACAGCCGCUCCCUCAUCAUUGAUGGCCAACGCAAGCUUCUUAUCUCUGCUGCCAUUCAUUAUCCUAGAAGUGUUCCUGCUAUGUGGCCUGGUCUUGUUCAAACAGCCAAACAAGGUGGAGUAGAUGUCAUUGAAACCUAUGUUUUUUGGAACGGUCAUGAGCUUUCUCCAGGAAAUUAUUACUUUGGAGGACGGUUCGAUCUCGUCAAGUUUGCAAAGAUUGUUCAUGAGGCUAGAAUGUACUUGAUUCUCCGAAUCGGUCCAUUUGUUGCUGCCGAAUGGAAUUAUGGUGGAGUACCAGUAUGGCUGCAUUAUAUUCCAGGCACUGUAUUCAGGACUUACAACCAGCCUUUUAUGUAUCAUAUGGAGAAAUUUACAGCAUACAUAGUGAAUCUUAUGAAACAAGAGAAGCUUUUUGCAUCACAAGGCGGUCCCAUAAUCUUAUCCCAGAUAGAAAAUGAAUAUGGUUUCUAUGAAAACUAUUAUAAAGAGGAUGGUAAGAAAUAUGCCUUAUGGGCUGCGAAAAUGGCUGUUUCUCAAAAUACAAGUGUCCCUUGGAUAAUGUGCCAACAGUGGGAUGCUCCAGAUCCUGUGAUCGAUACUUGCAACUCAUUCUACUGUGAUCAGUUUACGCCUACUUCUCCAAACAGGCCCAAAAUUUGGACUGAGAACUGGCCUGGAUGGUUUAAAACAUUCGGGGGCAGAGAUCCUCACAGGCCAGUAGAAGAUGUUGCUUUUUCUGUUGCUCGAUUCUUCCAGAAGGGUGGAAGUGUACAUAAUUACUACAUGUAUCACGGAGGAACAAAUUUUGGCCGUACAGCAGGUGGUCCAUUCAUUACUACAAGUUAUGACUAUGAUGCCCCAAUAGAUGAGUAUGGGUUGCCUAGACUUCCAAAAUGGGGACAUCUUAAGGAACUUCACAAAGCUAUCAAGUUAUGUGAGCAUUUAUUGCUUCAUGGGAAAUCGGUUAAUACCUCCCUUGGUCCUUCUGUGGAGGCUAGUGUAUAUACUGACUCAACUGGAGCAUGCGCUGCCUUCAUUUCUAACUCCGAUGAUAAAAAUGAUAAGACAGUGGAAUUUCGAAACGCAUCUUAUCACCUGCCAGCAUGGUCAGUUAGCAUUCUUCCUGAUUGCAAGAAUGUAGUGUUCAACACAGCAAAGGUUUCUUCCCCGACAAACAAAGUUGCAAUGGUUCCAGAGAAGUUGCAGCAAUCAGAUAAAAGUCAAAAAACUUUUAAAUGGGAUGUGUUGAAGGAGAACCCAGGGAUCUGGGGGGAGGCUGACUUUGUCAAAAAUGGCUUUGUCGACCACAUCAAUACCACCAAAGAUACCACUGAUUACCUGUGGCAUACAACAAGCAUACUUAUUGGCAAAAAUGACGAGUUCCUAAAGAAAGGAAGCGAACCAGUUCUUGUAAUAGAAUCCAAGGGUCAUGCUCUCCAUGCUUUUGUGAAUCAGAAAUAUCAAGGCACUGCAUAUGGAAAUGGUUCACACUCACCAUUCACUUUCAAGAAUCCCAUCUCUCUCAAGGCAGGGAAGAAUGAAAUUGCGUUAUUGAGCUUGACAGUUGGCUUGCAGACAGCUGGACCAUUUUACGAGUUCGUAGGGGCGGGAGUAACAAGUGUAAAGAUUAAUGGACUUAACAACAAGACGAUAGACUUGUCUUCUAAUGCGUGGACUUACAAGAUUGGAGUACAAGGAGAACAUCAAAGGUUACACCUGGUAGAUGGGUUGAAUAAUACGAAAUGGACAUCUACUUCAGAAGCACCAAAAGGCCAGGCACUGACAUGGUACAAGGCUAUUGUGGAUGCCCCACCCGGGGAUGAACCAGUUGGGUUGGAUAUGUUGUAUAUGGGAAAAGGUUUAGCCUGGUUAAACGGAGAAGAAAUCGGAAGAUAUUGGCCUAGGCUAAGUGAAUUCAAGAAGGAAGACUGUGUUGAAGAAUGUGACUACAGAGGCAAAUUCAAUCCAGAUAAAUGUGUCACUGGUUGUGGAGAACCUACCCAAAGAUGGUAUCAUGUUCCACGAUCUUGGUUCAAGCCAUCUGGAAAUGUUCUUGUCUUCUUUGAAGAGAAAGGUGGUGAUCCAACAAAGAUUACAUUCGCGAGAAGGAAAGUAGUGUAG
Vicia faba (fava bean) is the source of this 2205-nucleotide messenger RNA. The record is from the annotation of a GenBank genome assembly. NCBI's taxonomy places the organism in Eukaryota, Viridiplantae, Streptophyta, Magnoliopsida, Fabales, Fabaceae.